Molecule: messenger RNA, 1289 nt
Organism: Impatiens glandulifera
Lineage: Eukaryota; Viridiplantae; Streptophyta; Magnoliopsida; Ericales; Balsaminaceae
Product: rhodanese-like/PpiC domain-containing protein 12, chloroplastic
Exons: 8
Coding region: 118-1062 (314 amino acids)
Molecular function (GO): peptidyl-prolyl cis-trans isomerase activity
Source: RefSeq, a predicted model, not a curated record
UAUCAAAAUUGAAAGAAAAAAUUGUCCAUUGGUGAGUUUGACCCAGAAAAGAAAGGUUUGUUCUUUGUAUUCUCGCAGGCUCUCUCUUCCCUCGGGAGGCAGCAGCAGGUAAAAAGGAUGAGGUCCAUUUGCCAACAACUAUUCGGAGCUUCGUCCUCAUCACAUCUACCCUUGUAUUAUUAUGCUUCAUCUCCUGCUACCGCCGCUACUUUCAGAAGCUCUCUUUUAGUCACCAGUCACAAUUUCGUCUCAUCUCUUACCUUAAACCUCCAAAACUCAUCCGGCUUUUCUAUUCCCUCCAAAACCUCCCUACCCAGAUCGCACCAUCUUCGUUUUUUUGGUUUCAAACGACUUCCGUCCAUGGCGCCGGCGGGUCGUUCAUUUUCUGGAGUCAAAGCUUCAUUUAGCAGUGAAAGCAGCAGUUCCGGAGGUGAUAGAGAGAUACUUGUACAGCACUUGCUUGUCAAAGAAGAGGACAGUAAGAUCAUAUCAGAGAUCCAGAAAAGAAUUGUACAAGGCGAAGAUCUUAGCGAUUUAGCUGUUGAAUACUCAAUCUGUCCCUCAAAAGAAUCCGGGGGUUCCCUUGGUUGGGUGAGAAGAGGUCAAAUGGUACCGGAGUUUGAAGAGGCUGCUUUCGGUGCUCCCAUAAACAAAGUUGUUAGAUGUAAAACUAAAUUUGGAUGGCACUUACUACAGGUUUUGUCUGAAAGGGAAGAAUCAAUACUUAAAGACAUUCACCCGAAUGAGCUUCAUGAGAAACUGCAAGAUCUGUCAUUUCUUGAUGAAGCUCAAUUGAUUGAUGUUCGAGAACCAGAUGAAGUGGCUCAGGCAUCCUUGCCAGGGUUUGUAGUCCUUCCACUUCGUCAAUUUGGAAGCUGGGGGCCGGAAAUUACUACCAAGUUUGAUUCUCAAAAAGAUACUUAUGUUAUGUGUCAUCAUGGGGUGCGAUCGUUACAAGUAGCCAAAUGGUUGCAGACUCAGGGCUUUACAAAAGUAUACAAUGUCGCCGGUGGAAUACAUGCAUAUGCUGCUAAUGCUGAUCCAUCUAUUCCAACUUAUUGAAGAGCAAAAUUAAUUUUAGUUGCAUCAUUUUGAGCCAUUUGCAUCUGGCCAUUGUGAAAUUUAGCACAUGACAUGUCACUGCUCAUUAGUGAUCUUGGAAGCUCUUGUCAAGUGGUGAACUCUUUGUUUUCUAAUUAAUUUGUUAAGAUGGUAUUUGAUAUGGAUUCUCUUAUUACUAGGAUUCUCUAUGAACUCAAUUUUAUUAAAUGAUGUUAUUUUGACCUAAA